Messenger RNA from Lampris incognitus (smalleye Pacific opah), 4542 nucleotides. RefSeq names its product Rho GTPase activating protein 4b (gene arhgap4b). The transcript has 24 exons. Gene Ontology annotation, molecular function: protein binding. Bases 384 to 3194 code for a protein of 936 amino acids. Lineage: Eukaryota; Metazoa; Chordata; Actinopteri; Lampriformes; Lampridae. The record is from RefSeq and is a predicted model, not a curated record. Gene Ontology annotation, biological process: negative regulation of cell migration; signal transduction. Gene Ontology annotation, cellular component: cytoplasm.
UAGAUAGAGAGGGGGGAGAGCGAGAGAGCGAGAGCGAGAGAGCGAGAGCGAGAGGGCGAGAGGGAGAAGAGGGAGAAGAGGGGAGCCGCGCCGGAGAGCAGAUAGAGAGGGGCAGCGCCGGACUACGGAGUGAGGUUCACCCAUGGAGCAGAGUCCACAUCAGGAAGUGGGGCGAUUCUGUGGACAGAUUGACCGUACCGCCGUCACCGCCAAACAGAGUACAUCAGCGUUGAUGCAGAGGCGCUGUGUGCCCCUGUAGAGCAAGCCGUGAGUUCGGUCAAGAGUUCGGUAACUUAAGGAGCUCUGCUACGGCUGGAGGUGGAAAAGUGCAGAGGAACCGACGCUCUGUGUGAUAGCUCAGCGCCAAGGGCCAAGGGUCAAAGAUGAUGACGUCACACGGCAAGCUGAGGAGAGAGAAGGGGAGUCUGGCCGAGUAUGAAUCACAAGUCAAAGACCUGAGGGCCCAGCUGACCGACCAGGUGAAGAUCCUGGACUCCCAGGUGGAAGUGAAACAGCAGCAGCUCUCAGACCUGUCUGAGUUCCUGCGCCGCCGCGGGGACAUCGAGGCGGAGUACGGCCGCGCCCUCGACAAGCUCACCGAGAGGUUCACCCACAAGACUAAGAAGAAGGAGCAGUGGGGCCAGUCGGUGUGUCAGGUCUGGUCAGUCCUGCUUACUCAGACCCGGCUGGAGAGCCGAGAGCAUGCAGCGCUCGCUGACACCUGCUGCAACACACUCACCCAGCGCCUGGCACACAGCACAGAGGACUCGCACCGCUUGCACAAACGGAGCAAGGAGGUUGCAGUUCAAAUGCAGGAUGAGUUACUGAAGGUCACCACUGAGCUGCAAACGGCUCUGAAGACGUACAACCUGUACCACACAGACUGCCUGACAGCCGAGGGGAAACUGAAAGAAGCUGAGCGACUGGAGGAGAGACAGACAGGCAAGUCAGCUGACCUUGGCCUGGGCCAAUCAGGAGGCCAGAGGCGGAGUUCUGUCAAGAAGAUGGAGAGACUGAUGGAGAAGAGGCAUGGCAGAGUGCAGGAGACCCAGCUGAAGUGCACCAAGGCUCGGAACGACUACCUGCUGAAUCUGGCAGCGGCCAACGCAGCGAUGAACAAAUACUACCUGCAGGACGUCAGCACGCUCAUUGACUGUUGUGACCUGGGUUUCCACCUGUCUCUGGAGCGGGUCAUGAAGUGCUACCUGGCCAGUAGGUGGCGUGUUCAGAAGACAGAGGAGUCGGGCUUUAGGCAGCUGGAGUCGGCCGUGACAUCACUGGACCAGGGCGGAGACAGAGAUGCGUUGCUACAGCAACAUGACACGGCCUUCUGCCUGCCAUUCAAAUUCAGCUACCACCCGCAUGAAGGGGAUCAGGUGUGUGAGGUGAGUGCAGAGAGCCAGGUGAGGUAUGAGCUGGAGACCAGGUUUCAGCAGCUUCAGUCUCGCCUCGCUGCUGUUACCUUGGAAACAGAAGAGGUCAGUAAAACGCUCAAAGCCACGCUCACAGCCCUGCUGGACAACAUGUGUGAAAGCGACUGUAACCUUAGCCCCGACUUGUCCAGCAGCCAAAUACAGGAGCCCCCCGGAGGAGGCACGGCCCCCAAACUCACCCUGGCCAAACGUCGAGCCAAUCAACAGGAGACAGAGACUUACUAUUUUACAAAAGUGAAAGAGUUCCUUAACAGCAGCUCCCUGACCUCCAAGCUUCAAGCCAAACAUGACCUGCUACAAGAUGCCAUACAGAAAGCUGAGGCAGUUGACAGUGACCCUUCCAGAGUGCAAUGUGCUCGGUCAGUGCGUGUUCGGAAGUCCAGACCUGUUUCCCAGUACUGCCACACACUCUUCACUACAGACAUACUCUCCUACAUACAGAGCUCCGGCCAGCAGAUCCCUGUGGUGGUUGAAAGCUGCAUCCGCUUCAUAAACCUGCACGGCCUCCACCAUGAAGGGAUUUUCAGAGUUCCGGGGUCACAGAGGGAACUGAACCUCAUCAGAGAUGCGUUUGAGAGAGGGGAGGACCCUCUGUCAGACAGCGAGUGUGACCUGGACUCCGUGGCCGGCGUGCUGAAGCUGUACUUCAGGGGCCUGGAGCCUCCUCUCUUCCCCUAUGACAGCUACUCUCAGCUGCUGGAGUGUGUCCAAAUAGAGGGGUUGACGGAGAGAGCGUGCCAGAUUAAGGUGAUUGUCUCGACCUUCCCAAGGCCUCUCCUCAUCGUGAUGCGCUACCUGUUUGCGUUCCUCAAUCACGUAUCCCAGUACAGUGACGAGAACAUGAUGCAGCCCUACAACUUGGCCGUCUGCUUUGGUCCAAGUCUGCUGAGGGGGUUGGAGUCUGGCGAUGCUGUUGCAAGGCAACCACAAGUAAAUGACCUCGUCAAGACCAUGAUCCUUCAGCAUGACAUCAUCUUUCCCAGCCAAUCGGAGCUGCCGGGUCCAGUCUAUGAGAAGCACAUGACCCUGGAGCAGGAGUACUGUGAGCCAAUCACAGAGGAGGGGGAUGGCGAGACGGAGCACAUGCACAGUGAGGAGGAAUGGGAGGCGGUGGCCAUGUUUGACUACGUGGCAAGGUCUCCAGCUGAGCUGUCCUUCAAACAGGGGGAACUUCUCAUACUUCACAGCAAGGCCUCUUCUGAUUGGUGGAGAGGGGAGGUGGGCGGGGUUAAGGGCCUCAUCCCUCAUAAAUACAUCAGCGUACUGGAUGGGUCAGAGCGAGGGAAGAGGGAGGAGGGGGGAGGUGGAGGCAGCACUGGCAACCUGACAGUAGAGGACUCACAAACAGAGAGUACUACAAGGAUGCGGGUGAACAGCGACAGCGCUUCGUUGCCAGGGCGACAGAGAGCAAGCGAUGGGAGUCCUAUCCGAAAGCCCCCAACCUCCCCUGCCACACAUCACCUGCCAGGAACCCAGGACCGCAGACACACUCUGGACACCCUGAGACAGGGGAAUAUCAGAGUCACGGAAAAACCCCCGGCAGGGCUGACAGAGCGAGCACCGAUGGACAAGGAGAUGAUAAGUCGCCAGAUGAACUCUGUCUUUAAGGAGCUGCUGUCUCGCCAGCCUCCCCUGCCGUCGGCCACAGCUGCCACCGCUCCUCCUCCUCCCUCCUCCUCCACUUCCUCCGUUACUCAACCUGCCAAAAAAGUCGGGUUCGGCCUCAGAGGGCGAGCUCUUUUCAGACCAGUGGACCAAUAGAGAAGGAUGACUAUGGAAUGAUGAAUUAAUUCCUGAUUAUGAUGAGGAUGAUGCAUUCAAUGAAGAUGUGGAUUUAUUUUUCUGACACGUGUGUGAUAUAUGGUCGUCUCUGCCAUCUCAUAGUGCCACUAAUUUCUGUGCCGUAUUGAAAUAAUGUCCAGUGUGUCUGUUUUCCGACUGCUCAGCUGUUUUAGGUCUCUUUGGUUUCUGCUUUUUUUUUCCUUUCCGUUUUGGUUGGGGUGGCUUUCGUAAUUUUUUUUUUUUUGGAGAAUCAGGGAUGUGACAUCACCAAACUGACUUCAGUCAGUCGCUUGAGACUUAAGCCGCUCCCUAGUGGCAGAACUGACAUCAGCCGAACCUUGUGAGUUUCUAAACUUUCUGAAAUGAUAAUAAUAAUCAUCAUCGUGAUAAAAAACUGAUCUUGGGCCCGUGUCUGGGAGUGCCUUCACAUCUUUUACUUUUCACGCCGAUUUCACUUGGGGAGACUUUUGCAGGUUACCGGCUGUCGGCAUACUCCGUGUUUAAAACAAAAUACUCGUCUUACAUGUAGAAAGGUUGUGUGAGGAGGAGACUCAGGCGAGGAAGGACGCAACAUUUCGUAUACGCAUGCGGCACAUGCUCACAAAGACUGACACACACACACACACACACACACACACACACACACACACACACACACACACACACACACACACACACACACACACACACACACACACACACAUGCGCGCACACACAACAACACAUUCCCCCUAGUAUGUGAUAAAUGGCCUGACGUGUAGGCCACAUCUCAGGGCUUUCCCGGGGUCGGGGUCGGGGGGGACGGGCCGGCUCGGCGUGGUGGGCUCACUCAGGGCGACGGUCCGCUCGGCUCCCCUUCAGCUCGCGUAACUGGAAAACGCGUCCUAGCCUCGAGGGCCAGACGCGGCCCGCGCGGCGGAGGGGUCGCGGGUUUCCUCCGCGUUCCAAACUGUGAAGCGACACUUCCGCAACGUCCGUCCAGAGACUCCGGCCGACGGCUAUCCUCGAGCGCCGCCCGCAGACCCCAUUCGAGUGUGUUACAGGAGCGUCGCUAUGAGGUGUAUAAUGUCGUUACUAUCGAUCCUUGUGGUGUGAUUUUUUUUUUUUACUUUAUUUUUUUUUUCCUCCGAGAGACAUACUUGACAUACGUUGCCCUCUUGUUGUGUUUCAGUAUCGGAACCAUAGAAGUAGAAUUCCCUCCCGUCAAUUCUAUUUCUAUGAUCAGAAUACCCUCUGUUACUCUGGAUCACUGUUUGAUGAUGUCACUAAACGUACUGUGUCAAACUGUAUAUGUGGUGAUAGAAACAAGUACAAUAAAGAUGAUUAU